AUGGCGUUAGAGAAGUCCAUAACCGGCCAUGUCGCAUACCAGUGGGACCUUUCGUUGCCACCCAUGAUAUGGAAUGGCGAGGGCAUACCCGGUGACUCCGACGGUCCUGACUCCGACGGUCCUGACUCUGACGGUCCUGACUCCGACGGUCCUGACUCUGACGGUCCUGACUCCGACGGUCCUGACUCUGACGGUCCUGACUCUGACGAUCCUGACUCUAAUGGUCCUCACUCUAACGGGCCUGACUCUAACGGUCCUAACUCUAACAGUCCUGACUCUGACGGGCCUCAAUCUAACAGCAUCAUGUACACUUUCUGGCGGUGA
Molecule: messenger RNA, 324 nt
Organism: Aspergillus mulundensis
Lineage: Eukaryota; Fungi; Ascomycota; Eurotiomycetes; Eurotiales; Aspergillaceae
Exons: 2
Coding region: 1-324 (107 amino acids)
Source: RefSeq, a predicted model, not a curated record